UGAAGGCUGAAGCUUUAGGGCACACAAUAACCUAAUCCAUUUCGGGCUCAUGGCAGACUAUAAAUUGUGACGAUUGCGGUCGGCCUGUAUCUGGGUUUAAUUGCCGUUGUUGAACCGUCGGCUAUCAGUACUUUCCUCUCUAACGUUUGCGAUGGCCAAGAGAACCAAGAAGGUAGGCAUUGUUGGGAAAUAUGGUACUCGUUAUGGUGCUAGUUUGAGGAAGCAGAUUAAGAAGAUGGAAGUCAGUCAACACAGCAAGUAUUUCUGUGAGUUCUGCGGGAAGUAUGCCGUUAAGAGAAAGGCCGUUGGCAUCUGGGGAUGCAAGGACUGUGGCAAAGUCAAAGCUGGCGGUGCUUACACAUUGAACACUGCUAGUGCCGUGACUGUCAGGAGCACAAUCCGGAGGCUGAGGGAGCAGACCGAGAGUUAAAUUUUAUGCUAGAUUUCUGCAUUUAUGUGGUGCUCUACUUCAUUUUUUUAAUGCAACUUUAGAUUCAGAUUUUUGUGGGAUAAGCGGCAAUCUUAUGUAUUAUCUGGAAUAUCUAUUUGACAUCGUAAGCUUUUGAAACUAUUAUAUGGUGAAAUCAUGCGUUUUUGUUGCCUUCAA
Olea europaea var. sylvestris is the source of this 607-nucleotide messenger RNA. Its product is annotated as 60S ribosomal protein L37a. Gene Ontology annotation, molecular function: structural constituent of ribosome. The transcript is spliced from 5 exons. The coding region runs from base 152 to 430 and encodes 92 amino acids. Gene Ontology annotation, biological process: translation. Gene Ontology annotation, cellular component: ribosome. The record is from RefSeq and is a predicted model, not a curated record. Lineage: Eukaryota; Viridiplantae; Streptophyta; Magnoliopsida; Lamiales; Oleaceae.